Messenger RNA from Acanthochromis polyacanthus (spiny chromis), 1685 nucleotides. It is a transcript of the gene oxa1l, whose product is annotated as OXA1L mitochondrial inner membrane protein. The coding region runs from base 34 to 1554 and encodes 506 amino acids. Gene Ontology annotation, cellular component: mitochondrial inner membrane. Gene Ontology annotation, molecular function: membrane insertase activity. Gene Ontology annotation, biological process: protein insertion into mitochondrial inner membrane from matrix; mitochondrial respiratory chain complex IV assembly. The record is from RefSeq and is a predicted model, not a curated record. NCBI's taxonomy places the organism in Eukaryota, Metazoa, Chordata, Actinopteri, Pomacentridae. The transcript has 11 exons.
CGCUUUCCGUAGCGAGUUACGUUUCCUGCCAAUAUGGCUGCCAUCAGGAGUGGGGUGACUCCGGGUUGCUUAGCAAGAUGUUUCCUAAGACAGACUGGAAAACCGAGCCGGGGCAGCCGUCCUCUUCCAGACGUUUGGAGCCACCAGUUGCUCCAGAGGUCUCAUCUACAUACCGUGUUUGAGUGCCGCACUUCUACCACAAAGACUCUGCUGGGCCGCAGACACCAAGGAAAAUUCCUCUGGGUGAACGCUGUGGCAGCCAGACACAACAGCUCACAGAUCCCUCCAGAGGAUGGAGCCAUGGCAGCUCCAGUGGUAGAAGCUCCAAUCCUGGAGUCUUCUCUACCUGCUGACCCCAUCCCCACUAUCACACAACCCAUCAUGGAACAGAUCCCCGUUGAGACAGUUUCUGUGGCAGCACCAGUAGAAAGCUCUGCUGUUCCCCCAGUCCUGGAUUCCUCCCCCACACUUGUGUCUGCUGACCCCACCCCUGUUUUAACACAGCCAGUCCUUGAGCAGGUGGCUGAUGCUGCACCGACUGCCGUGGAAGUCCUGCAGGCUGUGGCCACAGAGCCGAGGUUAACAGAGCUGGGACUGGGUGCUCAUACACCAGUGGGACUCAUCCAGAACUUGUUAGAGUUCAUGCAUAUGGAUCUUGGUCUCCCCUGGUGGGGAGCCAUUGUUGUCGGAACGGUGCUGGCUCGUUUGGCUGUGUUUCCAGUCAUAGUGAAGGGCCAGAGAGAGGCGGCCAAGCUCAACAAUGUGCUGCCUGAGAUUACCAAACUAACCAACAAAAUGAAUGAGGCCAAGCAGAGUGGAAACAAAUAUGAAUUUGCUAGAGCCUACUCUGACCUGAACCUGUUCCAGAAGAAGAAUGAUGUGAAUCCUCUGCGUGGGUUCCUGGUUCCUAUGGUGCAGGCACCAGUCUUCAUCUCCUUCUUCAUCGCACUGAGGAAGAUGGCCUACCUGCCGGUGCCCAGCCUACAGACAGGAGGUGUGCUCUGGUUUACAGACCUGACGGCAGCAGAUCCUUUCUAUAUUCUACCCAUCGCCGUCACCGGAACCAUGUUCUUCAUCCUGGAGCUGGGAGCAGAGUCUGGUAUUGACAACCCCAAUCUGCGUGCCAUGAAGACUGUUUUCAGGAUUAUGCCCUUAAUCAUCCUCCCUCUCACGAUCAACUUCCCCACGGCGGUGUUUACCUACUGGUUGACCUCGAACUGCUUCUCCCUGGGUCAAGUGGCGCUGCUCAGACACCCUCUAGUCAGGGAAAAGUUCAAGAUCCCUGAGAGGAUCAAGCACCCGGACUCGGCCAUGCCCAAGAAUGACGGAUUAAUCGAAAGCAUGAAAAAGGGCUGGAAGAACGCUCAGCUGGCCCAGCAGCUGGAAGAGAGGGAAAGAAGGAUAAAAAAUCAUCUGGACCUCGCUGCUAAAGGUCCACUGAGGCAGACUUUUACCCACAAUCCUCUGCAGCAGACGCCUCCCAUUGCUGCAGCAUCAGCUAAAGACAAACAGGCUGGAGCCAAAGUGAGGCCGUGGAAGGACACUAUUGGAUAAAUCUGACUGGCUGUUAGCUUGAGGGUAGAAUUAAUUGUGUACAUAUUUAUGGAUUCAGAGACAGGGAAGGUCGGGAAAGAUUUGUCAUUAUGUAUUAUUCUAAUUAAAAUGUAAACUCUGCCACAAAACAA